AUGACGACAAAUUAUAAGAGUAACAGUCAGGUCGAGGACUCAUUGGCAAGGCAGUCAGAUGUCAUUGUGUCUACGAAUGUAACUCUGUAUGCUGAAUACAAGGGAUUCUUUAUAUAUGUUGUCAGUGAAUUGCUACUACUUUGUUGGGUGUGCUGGGCGCUAGCACCAAACUGGAUAUUAAAUGAUGUAUUUUCAAUCCACUAUUUUCCUGAUAAAUAUUGGUCGAAUGCAGUUCCGGCUUAUUCAUUAAUUAUGAUGGUAUACAUGUACGUAGCAUUGGCUCUUUAUAACACUGAGUUUAGGACCUUGGCAUUAGACGAUGGAAGAAAUUUUUUUGACACGUAUUCGAGUUUUGCUAAUCAAAAAGAAGGUCCGGAUGAUGAUAUAGUUCACGAUUCAGUCCAAUAUGUGUUUAAAAUUCCUAAUGGAGUGAAAGAUUUACCGAUAACUUUAGUGAAUGAAGUUUUAUAUUCAGAACUAAUUCCUCAAUGA
Molecule: messenger RNA, 492 nt
Organism: Priceomyces carsonii
Lineage: Eukaryota; Fungi; Ascomycota; Pichiomycetes; Serinales; Debaryomycetaceae
Gene: GPI19
Product: phosphatidylinositol N-acetylglucosaminyltransferase
Exons: 1
Coding region: 1-492 (163 amino acids)
Biological process (GO): GPI anchor biosynthetic process
Cellular component (GO): endoplasmic reticulum
Source: RefSeq, a predicted model, not a curated record